Messenger RNA from Pieris rapae (cabbage white), 555 nucleotides. RefSeq names its product protein lin-52 homolog (gene lin-52). Gene Ontology annotation, cellular component: DRM complex. The coding region runs from base 29 to 406 and encodes 125 amino acids. The record is from RefSeq and is a predicted model, not a curated record. Gene Ontology annotation, biological process: regulation of DNA-templated transcription. NCBI's taxonomy places the organism in Eukaryota, Metazoa, Arthropoda, Insecta, Lepidoptera, Pieridae. The transcript has 4 exons.
CAAUAUUUUAAUCAUAAAUAUUUAGAAAAUGGCCGCGAAACCAACUUCUCAGUCCAGUGCAGAACAAACAGCAUCCGCUGAUAUUCCCUUGACAUGUUUAGAGGAAAGCCUUCUUAGUUUUGAAAAACUUGAUCGCGCAUCGCCAGAGUUAUGGCCUGAACAAAUUCCUGGUGUGUCGGAGUUUGCUCCACUUCAAAGCCCUAGUCAAUCGCCACCAUCGUGGAACAGCGGCCUGACGAAAGAUGAUAUGAACUUUAUACAGCAAUUAGGAUCACUAUCAACCAUUGGCCUUAUCAUGGAGGUAAAGAAAUUGCAUGAUGUAGCUUAUCAACUUGGAUUAGAAGAAGCAAAAGAGAUGACCAGAGGGAAGUAUUUAAAUAUAUUUUCAAGGAAAAGCCGGCCAUGAUGUGCAAUUGAUAGAUGCCUUAGUGUCUAAAACUAAAAUUUGUACAUAUUGUUUUAUUAGAAGUUAUGUUUUUGUUCAUUGGGCUAAUUUUAUUGAUAAGCUUCAUUUAAGUGUAAUUUAUUUAUAUCCAAUUAAAAAUAUUGCAAUAU